This is a messenger RNA of Selaginella moellendorffii, 2078 nucleotides long. Its product is annotated as E3 ubiquitin-protein ligase At3g02290. The coding region runs from base 1147 to 1848 and encodes 233 amino acids. NCBI's taxonomy places the organism in Eukaryota, Viridiplantae, Streptophyta, Lycopodiopsida, Selaginellales, Selaginellaceae. The transcript is spliced from 9 exons. The record is from RefSeq and is a predicted model, not a curated record. Gene Ontology annotation, molecular function: ubiquitin-protein transferase activity.
UUUUGGGGGAGAGUUUACACGCUCACAGGCAAGGAUUAUCUGGUAGCGCAGGGCUGCAAUGGGAUCCAGACCUCGGACGAUCGUAUCAAUGUCGAUGUGAAGUGCUACUACAGCUUGGAUGGAGCAAAGUGGCUGGAUCUUCAGCCUCUCACGGAUGAUGCUUACGACAUUUGCAAGACUAUCCAGGGAGGAUUUAAAGGCGAUCCCAGCCAAAGGUACAAGGCUCUUGUUCGUGUCCCUCCGCCACCUCCGACGCCACCAGCUCCUCCAAGUAAAAACUCGGCCCUCGCUUUCGCUUUCGCUUCCUCAACAAGAACAUAAGAAGCGGCUGCUCCUAUAGAGGGUGAGAAUCCAGACGCACCAAAGGUGGAGGAAGUUGAGAAGCCGGCAGAGGCCGAGGUGACCACGGACAAUCCGGAGGGACAGGAAGAAGAGGAAGAAGGCGAGGAAGGCGAAGAGGGCGCAAAGAAGAAAAAGAAAAAGAAGGAUCCCAACAUGAAGACUGUGGAAUUUGGCGAGCUGGACAGGCUCUCCGCCUUGAUAAGAGCAGUCGACGAGGAGUGCGGAGUGAUGCCAGUGAAUGCGCUGGUCCUAAACGCCAGGAAACAGCUCGUUCCAAACACACUGUUCUCAGGAGUUAAGUUCCCAGAGAAGCUCGAUUCCUAUGGUCAUCUCUAUCAGCGCUACGAAGACACUCUUCUCUCCAAAGACAUCACAGGAUCAUGGAGCGUCCAAAUGACUCCCAUCACCGGAGAUGUGAUCCUGCGAAGCCUUUGGUGGCCUGGAUACUCCUUCUACUACAACGCGUCUACCAAGGCGUAUGGCUCCUUGUACUUUGGAAUGGGAGACAAGAACCUCGACUUCGCGUUCAUGGUUGGCUGAGUAGCGGUGGAGUGUAGCAUCUUUCACUGUAACAUACUCGCGAGAUCAAACGCAACCUUUGAUUCACACAAAAGCUUGGAGCUCGCGAGGCUAGCGUAAAUCUCUCUUAGAUACCGCGCUUAUAGCGAAGGCAUUAAUAAAUCCACAGCUAGAAGUACAAGGAAAGGCAAGGGGAAGGGGCGCUAGGGCAGGAGGAUGGAAUUCCGGAAAUAAAAAGGGCGAGCGAUCGAUCCAUUCCAGGUUUUUAGGGCUGUGGAUCUUCCCAUGGGGAGCUUGUGCUGCUGCCCGGUUCCAGAGAAUGUGGAGGAGCUCGUCUCCUACCCCAAUGGCACGCUCUACCAGCGCUGUGCUUGUCUCCAAGGCUGCAUGAGAUGGCUCCUCUUCUGGUACGCGUCGAUGUUCGAGAGGAUUGGGCCGGGCUUGCCAUCGACUCAUCAGUCGCCUCCAUCGGCGUCCGGGUUGGUGGUGUCCACGCCGCGCUCCUCCGACUCGCUCGACACUUUCAGAGCUCCUCCGCGGCCGCUGCCUUACGACGUGGAUGCCAGAUACGUGAGGCUGCCGCGCGAUGGCUUGGUUUCCAGGAGGGACAAGAUUGGGAUGAGCCACUACAGUAGCGAGAGCGGUGGCGGCGGCGGCGGCGAGGCGCUGGCGCUGCUCCCCCGGCAGAGCUCCGACUCGGCGGCGGCGGCGGAGCACGCCGAAGACUCGGACUCGAUCGACAAGCAGCAGCUCCAGCAGCAGCACUCGUCCAAGCUUCUGACCAAGUCGGAGUCGAUGCUGUCGCUCAUUGACGACGAAGACGCGUGCCCGACUUGUCUCGAUGUAUAUACACCCGAGAAUCCCAAGAUCAACACCGAGUGUGGCCACCACUAUCACCUCGCUUGCAUCCUGGAAUGGAUGGAGAGAAGCAAGCACUGCCCAGUCUGUGACAAGGAGAUGGUGUUUCACGAGAGCACGGUGGCGUGACUGGCUGGUUCCUGCGAGGAGGAAUUUGUAUAUAACACUCGAUGGAAGAAGAAGAAGAACAAAGAAGAAGGAAGAACACAUUUGUAAGUAGUAGUAUACCAGGUGCUGUGCUAGACAAAGAGUGGAGAAUGGCGAUUCCACCAUGUUACAGCGAGCGCAUUGCUUGAGGUGCUUUAAUCGAGUCGCCCACCAAUGGAAGGAACAAUUUAAUACAAAGCGUUUUAACUAAA